Messenger RNA from Belonocnema kinseyi, 886 nucleotides. RefSeq names its product polyprenol reductase. The transcript has 4 exons. Gene Ontology annotation, biological process: polyprenol catabolic process; dolichol-linked oligosaccharide biosynthetic process. NCBI's taxonomy places the organism in Eukaryota, Metazoa, Arthropoda, Insecta, Hymenoptera, Cynipidae. Gene Ontology annotation, molecular function: 3-oxo-5-alpha-steroid 4-dehydrogenase activity. Gene Ontology annotation, cellular component: endoplasmic reticulum. Bases 8 to 796 code for a protein of 262 amino acids. The record is from RefSeq and is a predicted model, not a curated record.
ACAUAAAAUGUGCCAGAACAGAAAAAUAACACCCGGCAAAAUAAAAUACGAUUUUUUCUUUUAUUUUUACAGAUGGUUUCUGCACAUGUAUCUUUUUGCUGCUCCAUUUUCGAUGUGCAUAUUAUAUUUAGCUAUUUGCAGAUAUUUUUAUAAUAUGAACGUUCCGGAAAAUAUUUAUUCGACUCUAGAUUUUUUGCUUGGAAACGACCGACAAUCUUUAGUGUCACCUGCGAGUGCAAUUCUCGCUUUAACUCUUGUAACUGUACAGAGUACGAAAAGAUUGUACGAAACCUUAUUCGUCAAUGUUUUCAGUGACGCAAAAAUGAAUAUUACACACUAUUUUGCGGGAUUUAUUCAUUAUGCUGGUUUGAAUUUGGCCAUUCUUGGAGAGUCGGAAGGUUUCGUCGGAGAUUCAGAGGUAAAUUUCGAGAAUUCAUUGAGCCUCUUGGAUUGUCUCGCUGCCUUGAUUUUUCUCUUGAUGUCUUAUCAACAAUUGAAAUCGAAUUUUAUUCUGGCAAAUCUCCGAAAAAACGAGAAAGGUGUCGUCGUGACAAAAGAGCACAAGAUCCCGACUGGAGGAUAUUUCGAAUAUAUUUCUAAUCCUUUGCAAUUUACCGAAAUUGUCAUGUAUGCAAUGCUGCAAAUUGUUCUGCGCAACAGUUCGACCUAUUCGUACAUUUAUAUGUGGGUCCUUGUAAACCAGUUUGUGACGGGUCUUCUCUCUCAUCAAUGGUACAAGAAAAACUUCAAGGAUUAUCCACCCUCACGGAAAAUAAUCGUCCCGUAUUUGUUGUAAAUUUAUUUACAACAAAUUAUUAUUCCAAUUAUUUUUCCAAUUGUUGAAAAAAGUAAAUUAUAUGUUUAAUUCUAAUUUUAUGCAGGUCAA